GAUGAAUCACAAAUUAUUGCAGAGUGUAAGAUACCCUCGCGUUGGUUGGGUGUGCUGUAUAGCAUUCGGAUUGUGGCUUCAACUAGUUUCCAGUAGCCUGAUGGAUGAUAGGUCACUAAGUAUUCGUAGUCACCACAGUAUCACCAAAAGAUCAUUCAAAGAUUUACAGUGUAAAGGAGUUUACGAUAAAAGUAUAUUUGCAAGAUUAGACCAGAUCUGCGAAGAUUGUUACAACCUCUUUCGCGAACCUCCGCUUUACACGAUGUGCAGGGACCGCUGUUUUUCUACAAAAGCUUUUGGAGGGUGUUGCGAAAGCCUUUUAUGCGAGAAUGUUGACGAAAUCAAGGACAUGAUAAAACAGUUAAAUGGGGGAAGGAUUUAUUAG
Psylliodes chrysocephalus is the source of this 385-nucleotide messenger RNA. The record is from the annotation of a GenBank genome assembly. Lineage: Eukaryota; Metazoa; Arthropoda; Insecta; Coleoptera; Chrysomelidae.